Molecule: messenger RNA, 1000 nt
Organism: Cuscuta campestris
Lineage: Eukaryota; Viridiplantae; Streptophyta; Magnoliopsida; Solanales; Convolvulaceae
Source: the annotation of a GenBank genome assembly
CGAACCCACCUCCCGUCUCCACUACCUCCUCUUUCCAAUGCGGCCUUGCUAACUGCUGAGAAGUGAGACCAAUAAGCAAACGCUUUAAAACACACCCCAAUUUGUUUCUACUUAUAGCGAUUCUCAAUGGCGUGUUUGGUCUCCAUUAACGUCUGUGCGUCUCCGCCAAGCCCAAACCCUCCGAUUCAGGGCCUUGAUACAACAAGAUUGGAUGGUGGGAAGUCUCUAUUCCAAACAAAAUGGUCAACAGGUUAUUAUUUCAUAUCACUGGAUUUUCGUUCAACGGUUGGACAUUGGCCAAAGAAGACUGCUCAAGUAAAACAUCUUCAUAAGCUCAUCAACUUCCAGUCAUUCAUUCAUGUAACAGGGAGGCUUCUGAUGGCCAACCAUUGGAACAGAGGCAUUGCCAAUAUGAACAGGGAGAACGAUCAUUGUAUCAUCAGAUCCACAACACAUUUUCCCCUACACAUUUCAAGCGAUUCUGAUACAGGCAGCCAUUGCACCAAAAUGAGCCUUUCUGGCUUUUGGGUGGGUCCCGGUGUUGAAGACGGAUGGGGUUUUGUUGAAGCAAUUGUGUAUAGAACGUAUUGAUUUGCACUUGCACAAAAGUUUCUAUCAAAACGAGGUUUUCUAUUUUUAUGAAGGUUUAGAAAGUGGUUUCCUGUUUGUAGAUGAAGAUAUAUAACCCAAAGCUACGCAAUGCCUUAAUUUUAGACCUCAAUAUUAGGUACAUUAAGAGGUUAAACCAAACUAAACAACCCGGUAUAUCUUUCGUCUCAAUUUGACUUCACGUAGUUUAAGUUACAUUAAGAGGUUAAACCAAACUAAACCAACUAAAAUGAGUGGUUGAAAUUUGAUUAGAGGAAAGAGAAUGAUCGUAGAUCACAUAUUCUUUAAUUUAUUAGGAAAGUAAAAAAGUGAAGUAAUUAUUUUGAAAUUAAACUAAAAAGAAAAAUGAGAUGAUUAAUUUUGAAAGGAAGAAUAAGGCUCUCCUAUUAGG